Molecule: messenger RNA, 940 nt
Organism: Drosophila innubila
Lineage: Eukaryota; Metazoa; Arthropoda; Insecta; Diptera; Drosophilidae
Exons: 2
Coding region: 115-897 (260 amino acids)
Source: RefSeq, a predicted model, not a curated record
AAAUUCCUAUAAAAUGUCACAGUUGCUUUGAAAGUCACACUCAAAAUUUCCAUAUUUAAACUGCAAUAGUUUUCACUUCCAUCCAUCCCUAUUCCCAUCCCCCAUUUCACCCCCAUGGCAGAGGCAGGAUUCAACAGUUGUUGUAGAUGGAAGGCGAUCCUCAGCAAGAGUCUGCCACAAAAAUGUAACCCUAAUUGUUUUGAGCCAUUGAACGGCAAAUGUCCCGAUUACAAGAUUAUUGAUGUUGUCAAACUCACUGAAAAUCCGGAAGAAUCUCACGUUGCCUUUCAAGAGCCAGUAGCUGAAGCUCCUUUCCGCCGUAUUAUAGACACAAAAGCAUUGUGUGCCCGGUGUUGCGAAGAGCCGGAUGCGGAAACGAAACGUUGUAAAUUGUGGGAUGCUCAGAAUUCCAGCCAUAGGAAUAAUUUAUGCUCUGCAGAGUGUAGACCAUUAAGCACAUCUCUGCAUUUAAAGGAGUGCACGAAACGUCCUCGUCCUAAGCCGACCUAUAAGCAUUGUGUUUUUAUGGAUCAUGAAACGUUAGCUGGUCGAGUUUUUCCUGUAAAAUUACGCAUACGCCGUGAGAAAAAUCAUUGUUUGGACUGCAACAAGGAAUUAUAUUUUCGUGAUCCAAUUACCGACAACUCCAACGUAGUCGUACUCACAAAUUGUUGCGAUGUCAAAGUAUAUAGCAAUAAAUAUAUUGAAAACUGGCAUCGGGUUCCAAUUCUGUCACUAACCGGUAAAGAAGUCAUGAAAAAGAGAACAAUAAAUGAAGUGUGUAAAUUGGAACCGAAAAAGGAACCAAUUAAAGUAGUUGAGGAUAUAAAACCAGUGGAAAUUGCUCCACCACCGAAAAAGGGGAAAGGAGGGAAAGGGAAGAAAGGAAAGAAAUAAUGCAUUUAAAUAAAGUUGUAAAUUAAAAAGUGUCUGUUUUUCA